Molecule: messenger RNA, 783 nt
Organism: Clonostachys rhizophaga
Lineage: Eukaryota; Fungi; Ascomycota; Sordariomycetes; Hypocreales; Bionectriaceae
Source: the annotation of a GenBank genome assembly
AUGGGCCGACAAAGCUUUUCUGGGAAGUCCAUUCUCAUUGUGGGCGGAACCUCUGGCGUUGGUUUUGCGAUCGCUGAGGCAUGUGUCGAGCUGGGUGCGAGAGUAGUGGUUGUGAGUCGGUCACAAGACAAGGUCAACAUGGCUGUGGAAAGACUCAAGCGGUCGUACGAGGAUGCGAUUCAAAGAGUCCAAGGAUACGUGUGUGACCUGGCUGGCGGAGAAGUAGAGGCAGAACUGGCCAAGCUCUUCGAGGUUAUAACCGACAAAGGAUCGAACCUUAUUGAUCACGUUGUCAGCACUGCUGGAAGCCAUCCGAACACCAUGACAUUAGGUGAGGCCACAUUAGAGAAUAUGGUCAGCGCCAGUAGACAUCUCUUCAUUGGGGAUGUACUACUGGCUAAAUUAGCAUUGAAGCAUCUCAGACCUGCAGACACUUCCUCCUUCACAAUGACUGGCGGAGCAGGCACGCAGAAGCCACCGCAUGGCUGGAGUCUUUGGGCUGGCAUAGGGGGAGCAAAAGAUUCCUUGACACGUGGCCUAGCUGUUAGUAUGAAGCCUAUCCGGGUGAAUCUUGUCUCGCUAGGAGCGAUUCAGACAGAAUUAUUUGACGAAGCUGGGGGAAAAUGGGGCCAGGAGACUUUGGAAAAGGCUGCGAAGACUGCAUCGUUGUUGGGAACUAUCGGGAAGCCCGAAGACGUCGCUGAGACUUAUUUGGCGCUUAUGAAGAAUAAAUUUGUGACGGGGACUAUCAGUAUGGUUGAAGGGGGCGCUUUACUGAAUUAA